CCAUCAAUUCACAGCUUCAGUGGCAAAAAUCAGUAGAGACUGCCAUGGAACCCCAUCGUUCUCAGAGAAAAUCUUCCAUCACAACCACUUCCACUACCACUCUUCCCAUCUACCGCUCUGCUCCUCCUCUUGAAGUCAGGCUUGAAGAUUUCGAGCUUUAUGCCAUAGAUCGUCUUCGAGUUCUUAAAGGGAUUUCUGAUGGGUUAUCCAGAGGAAAGAAAUCUGAAGAAAUGGAGAAACUGGUUAGAGAAUUGUUGAAAACCCAUAUGAAACAUCCACAGGCAUCUGAGGUUGUGAACAAGGAUAUUAUAUCUCACUUUGUUCUGCGCCUUGUAUACUGCAGAACGGAGGACUUGAGAAAAUGGUUUCUUUCUAUGGAAACUAUGCUAUUCCGACAUCGUUUUCUUUCUCAAAGUCCUGAAUCUCAGAAGCAGGUCUUUGCGGAGCUUGGUCUCUCAUACAAAGCAAUCAGUUAUGCAGAAUUUGAGGCUGUAAAGGACAAAUUGGUUCAAGUUGCUCGGUUGAUUGAUCAGCCUGUACCAAGUGGUGAUGCUAUAUACUAUAAGGUUCCAUGGGAAGAAGUUCCAGGACUUGUGGCUGGCCGAAGAGUAUUUCUCCAUAAAGGAUAUGCAUAUAUUGCUAUUUAUCAGGUGGUUUCCCUUGUUGCAACACAAUUCCGCAGCUACCUAUCAAAGGCCCUAAGUCUGACAAACAGGAAGUGGACAUCUACGAUAAGAGAACAAGAGAAAGAUCGGUUGACCCCAAUAGUAGAAGCCCUUUGCACGAGCUACCUGGGUCCUGACUACUCACAGCCAAGAGAGUAUGCUGAUAUAUCAAUAAAAGACCUUGACCAAAUAGCUAAAAGUUCAUUUCCUCUUUGCAUGCGGCACCUAUUUGAAAAGCUGAAAGAAGAUCAUCAUUUGAAGCAUGGAGGGAGGAUGCAAUUAGGUCUCUUUCUUAAGGGUGUUGGCUUGAAGCUUGAUGAUGCCCUGGCUUUCUGGAGAGCUGAGUUCUCCCAGAGAGUUGGUGCCGAGAGGUUUGACAAAGAAUAUGCAUACGGUAUCAGGCAUAAUUAUGGAAAAGAAGGCAAGAGAGUGGAUUAUUCGCCUUAUUCCUGUCAAAAAAUAAUCUCAUCAUCACCUAGUGUUGGAGAUCAUCAUGGAUGUCCCUAUAGACAUUUCAGUGAAGAUAACUUAAGAGCAGCUCUUGGUAAAAUGGGAGUAAAUAACCGGACAAUGGACGAGAUAAUGGACAAAGUGCAAAAUAGACACUACCAGUUGGCAUGUACCUUGACAUUUGAAUCGAUCUAUGGCUCGUCGUGUGAUGCUGGGAUUAAUCAUCCAAACCAGUACUUCAUUGAUAGUCAAAAGGUCCUGCAAUCUAAGAACAAUUCAACAGCCUAGUAAAACACGUUCAAGCACCUCAAUUGGGAACCUACUUGGGAUUCUCCAGGUUUGUCCUUUUUGAUACCUACUCAUAUUGUUUGGUAUCAAAUCACAUUUCAUGCAGCCUUUUUGUUCCACUGGGAAAUUCUCUUACAAGGUGAAUGGGUCAAACCAGGUGUUUUUCCCAUCAAGAUCUUUAACCUUAAAAAUAGAAUUGUAAAUUUAUACAUGUAAAGUUCUCAACUGGAUCCUAGAUGUUCUUUUUCCUUCAAGGUGGUAGCUUGAUGGAUGUGGUUUUUGUUCCUCCAGAUAGUUGUAUUGUGGAAAUCUUCAAUAUUUUAUUUCAUCAUGCUCUUGUAAUAUUUGGAGCCUUCUACUCUAGUUCUUUGGUCCUUGUUUCAUUUCUCUAGCAGUUUGUAUCCUUCAACAUUUUGUUUUGGUAAGGAUUGCAUAGACCCUUUCUAA
Benincasa hispida (wax gourd) is the source of this 1850-nucleotide messenger RNA. Its product is annotated as DNA primase, large subunit family. The record is from RefSeq and is a predicted model, not a curated record. Gene Ontology annotation, biological process: DNA replication initiation; DNA replication, synthesis of primer. Lineage: Eukaryota; Viridiplantae; Streptophyta; Magnoliopsida; Cucurbitales; Cucurbitaceae. Gene Ontology annotation, cellular component: alpha DNA polymerase:primase complex.